AUGUUUGACAAUGAUUAUGAGGCAGGACUACUUAAUAGGAGACGAUAUACACAAAUAUUAGAAGGAUUAGGAUUACUUUAUGUUUGUCAAAGGAAAUAUGCUUUGGAUAUUGUCAUUGAGUGUGGACUGACUGGUUGUUGUCCUUAUGAUACUCCGUUGGAACAGAAUCAUAAUCUUGCUCGCGACAAUGGUCCCUUGUUUGAUAAUCCUUCUCGUUAUUGCCGCUUAGUAGGACGCCUUGUUUACUUAUCCGUUACUCGGCCAGACUUGAGCUACGCUGUUCAUCUCCUAGCUCAGUUCCUUGCUAAACCGCGUGAACGACAUUGGACAGCUGCGGUUCGUGUUGUCAAAUACCUUAAGGGUACUCUUGGUCAGGGUAUUUUCCUCAGCUCCGAUAAGGAUCUUCAUGUCAAUGCUUAUUGUGAUGCAGCUUACUCGACUUGUCCGCUCACUAGGCGUUCUAUCACUGGCUAUGUUGUUCUUUUGGGAGAUUCUCCGGUAUCAUGGAAAACUAAGAAACAUAAGACUGUCUCACGUUCUUCUACUCAAGCUGAAUACAGAGCGAUGUCUUUCACCUACUCGGAGAUUCAGUGGCUAAUGGAAUUGCUACCUGUGUUUGACAUUGUUCAUAAGGAACCUGUUUCUUUCUACUGUGACAAUGAAUCAGCCAUCAAGAUUUUGAAGAAUCCGGUUUUUCACGAACGCACAAAGCACAUCAAGAAUGACUGCCAUAUCAUCCGUGACGCAUUUCAGUCUAGUGAGCUUACUCUAGUGUCUGUCUCCACUAAAGAACAGGUGGCCGACUUCUUGACGAAGGCAUUGGGACGAAUUCAAUUCAUUUAUCUACUUGGCAAGAUGGGAGUUCGGGAUAUCUACUCGCCAUCUUGA
This is a messenger RNA of Camelina sativa (false flax), 888 nucleotides long. The record is from RefSeq and is a predicted model, not a curated record. NCBI's taxonomy places the organism in Eukaryota, Viridiplantae, Streptophyta, Magnoliopsida, Brassicales, Brassicaceae.